AUGAUGCCCUACAAACUGCCUAUCAUUUUCUGCCUCUACGGUUGUUUGGUACAGAUUCAUCCCUUUGAAUGGCAAGACCUAGAUCCAAUGAAGCAUAUAGAGUCAACAGGGUGGUAUCAUAAAAUACAAAACCUAAUGAGUGCUGUGUUCGGCAACAAAUAUCAGAUCCCUAAAGGAAAAGGGUCUUACUCCGUGGGAUGCACAGACUUGAUGUUUGAUUUCACUGUUAAGGGCAGCUUACUGCGUCUCUAUUAUCCUUCCAAAGAUGAUGAACCUGAAAGCACUCUAUGGAUCCCCGAUAAAGAAUAUUUUAUGGGUCUUACUAAUUUUCUUGGAAUGCACAGGAUCAUGGGCAAAUUCCUCGCCUUAUACUAUGGUUCGGUGACAACUCCUGCAAGUUGGAAUGCCCCUUUGAAGAUUGGUGAAAAAUACCCAUUGGUUAUUUUUUCUCAUGGACUUGGAGCAUUCAGGAAUUUCUCUGCUAUUGCGGUUGAACUGGCAUCUCAUGGGUUUAUAGUUGCUGCUGUUGAACACAGAGAUCAAUCGGCAUCAGCAACUUUUUACUUUAAAGAUGAAUUUGCUGUCAAAGCAGAUAAUAAGUCCUGGCUCCUUGGUUCACAGAAUGUGGAAUACCUUCUACCCAAUGAACAGGUACUUCAAAGAGCAGAAGAAUGCUCUAAAGCUCUUAAUUUGAUUCUUGAUAUUAAUGGUGGAAAAACAGUGGAGAAUGUCUUGGAUUCCACAUUUGACUUGAACCAACUAAAGGAUACAAUUGAUAAAAAUAAAAUAGCAGUAAUGGGACAUUCCUUUGGUGGAGCCACAGUUAUUCAGUCUCUUAGUGAAGACGACAGAUUCCAAUGUGGCAUUGCCCUGGAUGCAUGGAUGAUUCCCUUAAGUGAAGAGUUGUACUGUAGAGUUCCCCAGCCUCUCUUCUUUAUCAACUCUGAAAAUAUCCUGAGAAUGAAAAAAUUCUACUUACCUGAUAAAGAAAGGAAAAUGAUCACAAUCAAGGGAUCAGUCCAUCAGAACUUUCCUGAUUUUACUUUUGUGACUGGUAGGAUACUUGCGUACAUGUUCUCUUUAAGAGGACAUAUUGAUUCGAAUUUAGUCAUUGAUCUGAGCAACAAAGCUUCAUUGGCUUUCUUGCAAAAGCAUUUAGGUCUUCAGAGAAAUUUUAAUCAAUGGGACCCUUUAACUGAAGGUGAAGAUAUAAACCUCAUUCGAGAUAGCAAUGCUGCCUCAAUUACAUAUCUUUCUGAGUACCUGGAAUAAAGAAAUGUGCAGUGUCGACCAACCCAUUUU
Messenger RNA from Gracilinanus agilis (Agile Gracile Mouse Opossum), 1302 nucleotides. RefSeq names its product platelet-activating factor acetylhydrolase-like. NCBI's taxonomy places the organism in Eukaryota, Metazoa, Chordata, Mammalia, Didelphimorphia, Didelphidae. Gene Ontology annotation, molecular function: 1-alkyl-2-acetylglycerophosphocholine esterase activity. The record is from RefSeq and is a predicted model, not a curated record.